AGUUAAUCCACCUGUGCUCGACACUCGACUUUUUUAUCGCGCCCGCUACUUCAUCAUCAAGUCGAAUUCCGAAGCCAAUCUAAUUCAGGCGAUGCGCCAUGCAGUAUGGUGCUCUACUCGGCCAGGAAAUCUAAGCUUAGAUGAAGCAUAUCGUUCAGUCACUGAUGUUCAUGCUAAACCAGCCUCCUUUGCCUUGACUUCUGCUUCAUGCAUAGAUGACGAUAACUUAGAUUUUUCAACCAGCGGUUCUACUCACUUUAGGCCCAGAAAUUCUUCUUCUCGAGGUUCUGCUUCUCACGAUUCCCACCAUUCAUUUUCAGCCGAGGAAGUAGCAGACCGACUCCAGUCGAAUGAGCAUACACAGCUUGCCGAUACUCCUGUCCACAUGGCCUCAUUGUCUCAUUGGCCCCGGGCUCGAGUUACAGUCUCAGGAGAGUCGCAACCAAGCACCGGACGUUCUGCAGUAGUCACGGUCUCCGUUUCAAAGGUCAUGGCAGCCUCCUAUGUCGGAACUAAUCAGGUUAACUCUUUUGCAUUAUCUAAUACAGUUUCGUUUUUAAUGUUUGAUGCAAAUGCUCAGCAAGUUGACCUCAUUGGUAAUUUAAGUAAAGUUGCCAUGGCGUUCUGA
Protopolystoma xenopodis is the source of this 628-nucleotide messenger RNA. NCBI's taxonomy places the organism in Eukaryota, Metazoa, Platyhelminthes, Monogenea, Polystomatidea, Polystomatidae. The record is from the annotation of a GenBank genome assembly.